Carica papaya (papaya) is the source of this 1170-nucleotide messenger RNA. Its product is annotated as serine/threonine-protein phosphatase PP1. Gene Ontology annotation, cellular component: nucleus; cytoplasm. The record is from RefSeq and is a predicted model, not a curated record. Gene Ontology annotation, molecular function: protein serine/threonine phosphatase activity. Lineage: Eukaryota; Viridiplantae; Streptophyta; Magnoliopsida; Brassicales; Caricaceae.
CAAUCAUGAAUGUGCUUCCAUCAACGUAUAUAUGGUUUCUAUGAUGAGUGCAAGAGGAGAUUUAAUGUCCGUGUUUGGAAGACCUUUUACUGAGUGCUUCAAUUGUUUGCCCGUUGCUGCUCUGAUUGAUGAAAAGAUCCUCUGCAUGCAUGGUGGAUUAUCUCCUGAACUGAAAAGCAUGGAUCAAAUCAGAAACAUUGCUCGCCCAGUGGAUGUGCCAGAUCAGGGUCUACUUUGUGAUCUGCUGUGGGCUGAUCCCGAUAAAGACAUUGAAGGAUGGGGAGAGAAUGACAGGGGUGUUUCAUUUACAUUUGGAGCUGACCAAGUUUCUGAAUUUCUUCAGAAGCAUGAUCUUGAUCUUAUCUGCCGAGCUCACCAGGUUGUCGAAGAUGGCUAUGAGUUUUUUGCAAAGCGGCAGCUAGUAACCAUAUUCUCUGCCCCAAAUUACUGUGGUGAAUUUGAUAAUGCUGGUGCCAUGAUGAGCGUGGAUGACACUUUGACGUGUUCUUUUCAGAUUCUUAAGUCAACUGAGAAGAAAGGUAAAAUUGGAUUUGGUAGCAACAUGUUGAGACCAGGAACUCCACCUCACAAGGGUGGGAAAGGUUGACUGAUGCACAAAAAACAAUCAUAAGGUGCAAACUGCAUGAGACCUAGUGGUUGUUCUAUUCUUGGAAUGAUGUCUAAGCUGUAUGCUCAAACUCACAUCUUGCUCUACUCAGUUGCGGCGACAAUUGCAGUUAACUUUAAUAUCUGUGUUUCUUUGGCACCAAAGGAGAGAUGAAGACAAGAAUUUACUAGAAAACAGUGUGGUGACAAGCUGAGCAAUCCCUAUCCAUGCACUUUGGAGGGUGGAUUCGGCUUUCUUAAUGUAAGAUGAAAAUUAUGACUUACUGGCAGUUCAUUUUCUUUUCCUGGAAGUACUUGUAAACAUGCUGUUGCUUAUAGUUGGUUUAGUUUCCUUUUUGCCCUUUUCAUUUUCAAAUCAAUGCAAGAAUGCGAGGUCGUUUCUGUCAGAGUAGCUUGAUGUGGUAUGUACAAUGAACACCAUGCUAGGUACUUUUAGGCCAGUCAAGUUAGACUGACUUAUUGAUUGAUUUUGAGAUUGCUCCUCGCAAGAGCCAAGAUAGUGCUCAAAUCCAGAAGUGUGGCCUCAUGUCACAUGUUUGAUCA